Molecule: messenger RNA, 1886 nt
Organism: Pseudogymnoascus verrucosus
Lineage: Eukaryota; Fungi; Ascomycota; Leotiomycetes; Thelebolales; Thelebolaceae
Exons: 5
Coding region: 166-1839 (557 amino acids)
Biological process (GO): DNA-templated transcription; regulation of DNA-templated transcription
Cellular component (GO): nucleus
Molecular function (GO): DNA binding; DNA-binding transcription factor activity, RNA polymerase II-specific; zinc ion binding
Source: RefSeq, a predicted model, not a curated record
CAUCUUUGAGCCCGGUCGAAGAGUCCAAUCAGCUAAGAGACGCUACCCUACCGCUCCUCUCGUUUCUCUCUCCCACCGUAGAUAAAUAUUAGCCGUGUCGUGCCACAGUAUCAGGAUACCAUUCCCUCAUCAUUCAAUCUUCGGAAAUUUUCCAGUGAACAUACCAUGUCUCAUUGGCGAAGACAGCAGCCUGGGGUUGCGUGUGAGGACUGCCGCAAGAGAAAACUCAGAUGUGACAGACAGAGGCCAAAAUGUGGGGCAUGUUCCAACUCGGGGCUUGUAUGUGAAGUCAAUACAGACCGUCUGCCCAGGGGCCCUAAGAAAGGGAGUCUCAAAGCUAUGAGAAAUCGGAUCAUGUCACUUGAGGAACAGCUCCAUGAGGUUGAUAGGAGAGCACCGCAAAGAGACCAAUUUGCUGGCCUGAACCAUGAUACACAAGGCAAAAGAGCGAUGCGAGACGGGGAACAGAGCCAAUACUCUGAUAGCAAUAAUUCCGAGGAAGAAUGCGAUCAAACCUCCCCCAGAGGAGUCAAAACAUUGGCGGCGGUCCGAGGAGAAGAGCUGUUGAGUGACUUGAUGCAGGCAGACCUAGAUCAACUGUAUUUUGAUCGCGUCCAUGCCACUGUACCAAUCAUUCAUAAGUAUCAUUACUACGUGUGGUCGAGAAACCCAGGCCUCAAACAUUCGCAGGUAUGUUUACGAAAUGCCAUGUGGAUUUUAGCCAUGUCACACUCGUCACAAUUCGAGAACGUGAGAGAAGCCAUAUACAAUGAGACCCGCCAAAAGUUGGAAGAGAACGACUUGAGCGAGAACAACAUGAAUGUGGUCCAAAUCGAGCAAGUACAAGCUUGGAUUUUGAUAACAUCUUACGAGUUUCUUCGGUCUAGCUACCAGCGAGCUUGGUUCAGUGCUGGCCGAGUGUUCCGUCUUGUUCAACUGCUGAGACUCCAUGAGCUUGACAACCAUUCAGAAUUACUGCAGAUGCUUUCUGCCAGUAGUAGCCAGGAGGAGGAAAUUGGAAGAGAGGAGAGGCGAAGAGCGUUCUGGGUAGCAUACUGCCUCGACCGGUUUAUCAGCGUGCAAAAUGGACUUCCCUUGACCCUGAAUGAAGAAGUGAUUUGCACCCGUCUCCCUUGUCUGGAAUCAGAGUUUGAAACUGGCAAGAUCAUGAGAGUGUCAUCUCUCUCGGAAGCCAUCGCUGCCUGCAAUGUCCAGACCCCACUCUCGCCUUUGGCAGAAUGUGCAAUCCUCGUGACUCUUUACGGCCGCGCACUCUCACAUUCUCACGUCUCUACCGUUGAGCAGUACUACGGUAACACGACACAGGACUUCUGGUUCCGACACGAGUGGAUUGACUUUAAACUACGGGAGAAGGCCGACACUUUCGCUUUGAAAUACCCCACCACGACGAUAUUUGCGGAACCAAUGUUGCUGAUGAGUUUCAUGAUACUACAAGCAACGACGCUAUAUCUUUACAAGAUCAUGGAGUCGAUGUCUGUCGAUGAUAGCUGUGGUGAGAAGGUGCUUGAAUAUCAAAUCCAGGCAAUCACAGCUGCGAAGAAAAUCGCAAAUCUGACGAAGGAACAUGCCCGUAUUGGAUACUUCAAUGGCCACGUUUUCAUACCCGCGGCGAUAUAUCUAGGUAUUGAACGCCUAAUGAUUCAACGCGACGCUCACAUGUUAGACAUGCAAUUUCUAGAAGAAUCAUCAAUUGGAGAAGGACUAGACGGAUGCCUCGAGAUUUUGCGGAAAAUCCAGAGCGUGAACAACCUUGCCAAGUACUACUUGAACUUGCUAGACUCGGGGCAGUUGGGAGAUAGUCGACCUUUACAGCCUUAGACAGACACGACUAUAUAUAGAUAGUUUGAAUUACGAGUUUCUUUGCC